Molecule: messenger RNA, 507 nt
Organism: Babesia microti strain RI
Lineage: Eukaryota; Apicomplexa; Aconoidasida; Piroplasmida; Babesiidae
Product: large subunit ribosomal protein L17
Exons: 2
Coding region: 1-507 (168 amino acids)
Biological process (GO): translation
Cellular component (GO): large ribosomal subunit; ribosome
Molecular function (GO): structural constituent of ribosome
Source: RefSeq, a predicted model, not a curated record
AUGGUUAUGCGCAGAUUAUGGUUAAUUAUUACCCUUUUGUCCCAAUUUUUUGUAGAAUAUUGUCAUGGUAGCAAUUUUAUAACCAAAUCAUUAUUCAUCACUCCUAAUAGUGUAAAAUUUUAUAGUGAUAACGUCCCAAAAAUUUACGCAUUGCUUAAGACUAGGGAAAAACUUGGAAGGCCUCAUUCUGCAAGGAAAGCUUUAUUACGUGCACUGUCUACACAAGUUUUAAGACAUGGGCGGAUAAUUACAACGGUUAGCAAGGCAAAAAUGGCUCAACGGAAGGUGGAUCGCAUGAUUACAUAUGCCAAGAAGGCUGACAAGAACCAUGCGAGAAAAUUGCUCCAGGGUUACCUAUACGAUAGGGAAUUAAUCGAAAACAUGCUUGAACAAGUGCCAACCAGGUAUGCAGAAAGGCAUGGCGGUUACACCCGAGUUAAAAUACUUCACACCAAGAGAACAGGUGAUAAUGCUAGGAUGGCCCUGCUCGAGCUAUUGGAAUAUUGA